Molecule: messenger RNA, 1171 nt
Organism: Salvia splendens (bonfire salvia)
Lineage: Eukaryota; Viridiplantae; Streptophyta; Magnoliopsida; Lamiales; Lamiaceae
Product: tRNA-specific adenosine deaminase TAD2-like
Exons: 9
Coding region: 175-762 (195 amino acids)
Biological process (GO): tRNA wobble adenosine to inosine editing
Molecular function (GO): zinc ion binding; tRNA-specific adenosine-34 deaminase activity
Source: RefSeq, a predicted model, not a curated record
UUAGUUUUUGUCUUUUUGAAAAAAUCGAAAACCUAUCACCGAAUUGCAAUCCCAUCUUUUUGAAAAAAAUCCAAAAACCCUAAUUCUAUUUGAAAGCCCCAAUUCAGAAGCUCAUAUCACCGAAUUGCAAUCCCAUCUUCUGAUUCCGAUUGAAAAAAUGGAUACUAUGUUAUUAUGCAUAAUCUGAUGGGGUCUUUUGCUGAGGGAGCUGCGCCGGAAGCUGAAUGUGUUUCAUUUAUGAAGCUCGCUGUGGAGCAGGCAAAGCUAGCAUUGGACAGCCUUGAAGUGCCAGUGGGUUGCGUAAUCGUAGAGGAUCAGAAUGUCAUUUCUGUGGGGAGAAAUCGAACAACUGAGACUAGAAAUGCUACUCGUCAUGCUGAGAUGGAAGCAAUUGAUGUUCUUCUUGAUCAGUGGAAGAAAAAGGGAAUUUCGAAGGAAGAAAUCGCGUCAAGAUUUUCCAAGUGCACACUGUAUGUGACAUGUGAGCCAUGCAUAAUGUGUGCAGGAGCCUUGUCGAUAAUUGGAUUGAAGGAAGUAUAUUAUGGCUGUGCAAAUGAUAAGUUCGGAGGUUGUGGUUCGAUAUUGUCCUUGCAUACAAGUAAUUCUGGGAAACUUCCUAGUGGUGGAAUAUCAGAAAGAAAGGGAUUCAAGUGCACUGGAGGAAUAAUGGCAGCAGAAGCCAUUGAUCUUCUAAAAAGCUUCUAUGAGCAAGGAAAUCCAAACGCACCAAAACCGCACAGAACAGUCGUCCCGCGGGUGUAGUUCCAGUCUUUAUCAAGUUCGGUUUGACUGCCAUGUAAAGAGACAUUGUUCCUGCUAUCUCUAGUCGACUAGUUGAGCACAAAUCGGAGAAUCUCGAUGCCUUCUUCUGAUUGCUCAGCCAGCUUGCAGAUUCUACAAUGCUGAUGGAGCAAGCUGACUAAGAACAUUAAUGCCAGCCACAUUUAAUUAUGAUGAAUAUGUAGCAUUCAGUUUUGGGAUUUUAAUUGGGAAUCAAAUUUAUCAGACUCCAUCAGUGCUGUGCUGUUCUGAUUCAAGUUUUGUUCUACAAAUUCUAAAUGCUUCUUGUAUGGAUCUCCAAUCAGCAACAAAUUCCAUUGUAACACCUGUAAGCUUUAAUUCUUUUUUGCUAUUAUAUUUACAUAUUCUGCCAAUUUGUUUGAUAUUUUCA